Apaloderma vittatum (bar-tailed trogon) is the source of this 1893-nucleotide messenger RNA. It is a transcript of the gene ZNF512, whose product is annotated as zinc finger protein 512. The transcript is spliced from 13 exons. The record is from RefSeq and is a predicted model, not a curated record. NCBI's taxonomy places the organism in Eukaryota, Metazoa, Chordata, Aves, Trogoniformes, Trogonidae. Gene Ontology annotation, molecular function: zinc ion binding. Bases 217 to 1674 code for a protein of 485 amino acids.
AGGCCUGGACGUCACAGACAGCAGAAGGUCAAGAAGUGUCUGGGAGACAAAAAGUCUAAGCAGUUUGAAGAGGUGGAAACUACUGUCCUAGGACUGAACAGUAGCUAUGAGGAGACUGUCAGCAACACUUCUUCUGCCUCACCGAAGGGUCAAGUGAACGGAAGUGCAGAGUCCAGAAGCAAGCGCACUAUUCGCAGGCCUGCUUACUGGUUGGAAAUGAGAGGAGUAAAAAACAGCGUUAACAAAUCUUCAGAAAAAAAAGCAGAAGUGCUACUGAAAGGGAAGAGGAAAUCUGAGCAAGAGGAAGAUGACGAUCUUAAAGACUCUCCCAAGAAGAAGCAGAAGAUUGCAGGAAAAAAACAGCAAGCUGGAACACAACAAAACUCCAAAACGAAAAGCCACAGUGUUCAGAAAGAACCAGAAGCCUAUGGCGCAGGUAGUAUGGAAGAAAAAUGGUCUUUGGAAAUUCAGGACAAAGGCCGAGUUACCUGUCCCACGUGCCGGGCUGUGGUGAGGAAGACGGUAGAAGGACUGAAGAAACAUAUGGUAAAUUGCAGGCAGGAAAUGUUCACGUGUCAUCACUGUGGGAAGCAGCUGAAGUCUUUAGGAGGGAUGAAAUACCAUGUCAUGGCAGGCCAUAACAACCAGCCAGUUAUGAAGGAGGGAGGAGAAUUGGAUGAGCAGCUUGAGCGAGAUCGGCUUCGGAAGGUUCUGAAGCGUAUGGGAAAACUGAAGUGUACAAAGGAGGGCUGCACAGGCAGCUUCACGAGCAUAAUGGGAUACCUAUAUCAUGUUAAAAAGUGUGGGAAGGCUGCUUCUGAGCUGGAGAAAAUGGCUAUGAAGUGCCAUCACUGUGGAAAAGCAUACAAAUCAAAAGCAGGACUUGUCUACCAUCUGCGAUCUAAGCACGGGCCAGUCACUUUCCUCCAUGAGGAGAGAAGAACAGAGAGCUUGAAGGAAACAAAACGGGAGCCAAACAAUGCAGGCAGAGUUCAGAGGAAAUCUGCAAAGGUGGCAAUCUACUAUCUCCAUGAGCUGGCUGGAGAAGAGCUGGCCAAAGAGUGGCCCAAGAGAAAAGUUCUGCAGGACUUGAUUCCAGAUGACCGGAAGCUGAAAUACACUCGUCCUGGACUGCCCACAUUUAGUCAAGAUGUGCUGUGCAAAUGGAAAACAGAGAUAAAGAUGUACCGAAGAGUCCACUGCCCAAAUCAGGGUUGUGAAUCUGUAUAUGGCAGUGUCUCAGGACUCAAAUCUCACCUUGGCACCUGUACCUUGGGAGACUUUGUGGCUGGUAAAUACAAGUGUCUCUUGUGUGAGAAGGAGUUCAUUUCAGAGAGCGGGGUGAAGUAUCACAUCAACUCCAUGCAUGCUGAGGACUGGUUUGAUGUGAACACAACUACUACCAAAAGCUUUGAGAAGCUGAUGAAAAUCCGCCAAAGAGAAGAGCAGAAGAAGCAACGGAAAAAACGUCCUUUGACCCGGGGCAAAAAGAAGAGAACUGGGGCCCUGGCUGCCAAGAAGAUCCCCACUGCAGGACCUGAGAAAAUCAGGAGAAGUAAGAGAGGUCGUCCACGGCGGGUGGACAAUGAGAGCGCAAGCAGUGAGGAAGGGGAGCCCCAAGUUGCACAGAGAGCCGAAUUUCCGAAAACUAGCCGCAAGCGAGGCCGGAAAUAGAUUCCCAGAAGAAAAGGAGUAAUCCUAAAGCUUUUCAGUCACAAGCCACACUUCUGUCAGACUCAUAACCCACAGCACUAACGUAAGCGACCGAAUGUCUUUGGGACUGUGACUCCUUUCUACUCCGUGACCUUGAUUUUGAAACUGUUGCCUCUGGUCAGUUGUGAGAGACUUCUAACCAAAGCUGUGGUGCAGAGGCUGCCUCUCCUGGUGUAGUUC